Larimichthys crocea (large yellow croaker) is the source of this 3046-nucleotide messenger RNA. RefSeq names its product ras-related protein Rab-35. The coding region runs from base 1018 to 1647 and encodes 209 amino acids. Gene Ontology annotation, molecular function: GTPase activity; GTP binding. The transcript is spliced from 7 exons. Lineage: Eukaryota; Metazoa; Chordata; Actinopteri; Sciaenidae. The record is from RefSeq and is a predicted model, not a curated record.
GAAAUCCUUCAUCAGCAUUCUUUAAUUCUCAUGAAUGUUUCCUGGAGUGUUUGUGAUGAUUUAAGCUGCAGCAGGCUGUGAGCUGGUUUUUCCCACACGCCGUGAACGCCGCUCAGAUGAGACUGGGUCAUCAGCUGCAGACAGGCAGGUGUGGUCCGGGACAUUCCGACCGGAGCGCGGAUCUACCGGGACAAAACCAGCGUGUACUGCGGGUCUGCCAACAUGACCCUCCGGCACAGCAGCACAUACCCUCGGAUGACCACACAUCUUUUGACCCCGAGCUAAAGAAGCAGAAGCGAGAGCCCUCCUCAUGUAAUGAAACAGGGAACGGAGUUUUUACCCAACCACCACAGGAACUGACGUGAAACUAAGGGACCGGCCUGAAGAAACCUCACCAUAUGUAACCACUACUGAAGUGCAGCGAGAAAGAGGAACGUCUGUUUCUUCUUUUUAAAAAUGGAUGGAGUUAAUGAGUGAGCGGCGGACGAGUUCAGGGCAAUAACUGGAUUUCUGAUCAGUUCUCACCCUGUCACAGAGCGUUAGAUGCUCGAGCCCUGUGGAGACGCUGCGCUCAGUGUGGAGGACGAACUGCACUGACAGAACUGUGAAUUUAAAAAUCAAUGAGUGAAUGUCAAAAUCUGUGAGUCGCCACACGUUGGAAAUCCCCUGCAUGGUGUCAUCGGGCUGAACUGGAACUAAGGUGGAACCAUGCGAUUGCACUCGGCCGUCGGGCAUGAAUCAUAAAUGCAGAGCUCUGCUUCAUUUUCUGCUGCUGUGGUUUCACUUUGAAACUGAGGAAGAUGAUGUGAACGUUUGAGCUCAAACUCAAGGAUAAACCCAAAGCGUGGAAAUUCAACUGGAAAUGUCCUCUUGUUGGCUCGGCAACGCCUGCGAUUUCUGGACAAACUCUUGUGCUGCUCUGAGCUCGUAGCAUUGGGAAGCGGAAAAACAGAACAGGAAUAUCACGUCCUCCGAGGAAACGGAUUCUACUUUGAAAUUCAGUAAGCGGCCGCCCAAAUGGCAGGAAAGGACUACAAUCAUCUCUUUAAGCUGCUCAUCAUUGGAGACUCCAAUGUGGGGAAAAGCAGCCUCCUGCUCCGCUUUGCAGACAACUCCUUCUCUGGCAGCUACAUCACCACCAUCGGUGUGGACUUCAAGAUCCGAACAGUAGACAUCGAUGGAGAGCGAGUUAAACUGCAGAUCUGGGACACAGCGGGCCAGGAGAGGUUCCGAACCAUCACAUCCACAUACUACAGGAACACCCACGGUGUCAUCAUCGUUUACGACGUGACCAAUCCAGAGUCGUUUGUAAAUGUGAAGAGGUGGUUAAAUGAAAUCUCCCAGAACUGUGACAGCGUCUGUAAGAUCCUGGUGGGAAACAAAAACGAUGACCCUGCCAGGAAACAGGUGGAUACCCAGGAUGCAGUGCGUUUUGGGGAGUCGAUGGGGGUCCGUGUGUUCGAGACCAGCGCCAAAGAGAACAUAAACGUAGAAGAGAUGUUCAUGGCCUUCACCCACAUGGUGCUCCGGGCCAAGAAGCAGAGCCAGAACCGAGCCGAGAGGGAACGAGAGCGGGAGAAGGACACGGUCAACAUCAACGCCCAGAGGGACCGAGACCGCAGGAGGAAAGGGAAGAAGUGCUGCUGAGCCGGCGACAGACCACCAAACACUUUCCGCUCAUCGCUUAUACAAAAACAUUGAAAGAAGAUUGGGAGCCGCGUGCCUUAGAUCUGUGACUGCACACACCAACGUUUGAACCUGUGUUCACUGCUACAACACAACAGACUUCAGGUCAGUCAGCUGUGAAUGUAACUGAGGCAGAGGGUUUACAGUCUGUCAGCACUGACUGCAUGUAGCAGCCUGGAGGUUCCAUGAGUUAAAGGAUCAUUCUGGUGUUUUUGAAUUUACUACAAAUCCCAUUUAAAGCAUGCUGUAGUGUUUCAGCUGGCAGUGAAGGAGCAUGGAGGCGUUGGUUGGGCAUUCCAAGACAGAUUUGCAACAAACUGCGCAGAUUGAAAUGAAAUCUUCCAUCGAUAUUCGUGCUCCUCAGAGGAUGAAUCCUGAUAUUUUCAGUUAAAACUCAGACUGAAACACAAACCGAGCAGGGGAAAAUGAAAUUUAGAGUUCAUGAGUUCUUUUAGGCCGACUGCCGUCUCUAAGGUUUAACUAUUAAGUUUAUUAUUAAUGUGUUUGUUAUACGACUGUCACUAACCAUCCUUCUCAUAAUCCAUUAAUCUGCUAACACGUCAGGAAACAUGGUGAUGUCAUCACGUCUUGUUUUGGGUCAGGACAUUUCAGCUGUAGUUUCCAAACGUGGCGCCCAGAUGUGGUUUGGAUAUUCAUGUAAUCCUCAGAGUUUUGCCAGCCUUUCCUUUACUAACAUCAACAUUUCCACGUCUGCAAUGAAAUCCCUGAGCCUGUUGGUCCUCUGAGGAUGAACCUCACCACCUUUUUCUUUAGUGCCAUUGUCAGGACAGAUUCCUGCUCCUUGUCCAUCAGAUUGUAUUUGAUGAGUGGGAUGAACACUGAACACUUUUCCUUAGACAUGACAUGAGACAAUCCAUCACAGAUCAUCAUACAUCGGCCUCUGCGAGUUGAUUUUAAUAUUUAACAUGGACAGUGCUGCCUGUGUUCUUAUUAUAUUAUGAUUGACCAGUCUGUUAUGAAAUAUGCCGCUUCUAUAUGAAAUGUGAUUGUGGUGAAUGGGAGACAAAAACACUGGUUUGGUCCUUUAAUUAGUAAACCACUGUUCUGUGCCGCUUUUUGUUUUUAAUACAGUAAAAGUAUUUUACCACUGAAAGGGAAAACUGUUUGCAUUCGUUACUAAACUGUAACCGUGACACAUUAACAGGCGUGAUCAGUCUGUCUGCCUUAUUCCAAGACUACAGUGUGUAUGUGUGAGUGUGUGUGUGUGUGUAUGUGUGUAACCUCAACUCAGUACAAGCCCAAAAUGUUCAAGUCAUUAGUUUGUUGUUGUUUUUUUUUUUUAAUGUAAAUCUGUCGCCUAGCAAAUGUGUCCAAAUCCAAAUAAAGCAAUAAAUCCAGA